Messenger RNA from Mus musculus (house mouse), 4692 nucleotides. RefSeq names its product protocadherin gamma subfamily A, 3 (gene Pcdhga3). Gene Ontology annotation, cellular component: membrane; plasma membrane. The coding region runs from base 162 to 2948 and encodes 928 amino acids. The record is from RefSeq and is marked validated. Gene Ontology annotation, biological process: homophilic cell-cell adhesion; cell adhesion. The transcript has 4 exons. Gene Ontology annotation, molecular function: calcium ion binding. NCBI's taxonomy places the organism in Eukaryota, Metazoa, Chordata, Mammalia, Rodentia, Muridae.
AGCUACACCAAGAACAGUCAGAGAAGACAGAAGCGGCCUCACCACAUCAUCGGGCAACUCGGUGGUGUGUGAAUUAAGUCCAUGAAAGAUUUAACUACUUGAGAGGGUAAGGCUUUAAUCCAUCGUGGGAAUCAGAGGGGAGGAAAAAAACAGAAAAGGAAAUGAUCCGUCUGGGACAAGGAACCGCAGGAGCUUUGUUGUGCGCGCUCCUGGGAACGCUGUGCGCGGCUGGUUUCAGGCAGAUCCGCUACUCGGUGCCGGAGGAACUGGACAAAGGCUCCUUCGUGGGCAACAUCUCCAAGGACCUAGGGCUGGAGCCCCGAGAGCUGGCGGAGCGCGGGGUCCGCAUCAUCUCCAGAGGUAAAUCUCAGCUUUUCUCUCUGGACCCGCGAAGCGGCAGCUUGGUCACCAGGGGCAGGAUAGACCGGGAAGAGCUGUGUGCUCAGAGCGCGCCCUGUCUCGUCAGCUUUAACAUCCUUGUGGAGGAUAAGCUGAAAAUAUUUGAGGUAGAAGUUGACAUUAGCGAUAUUAAUGAUAAUGCUCCUAGUUUUCCAACGGAGGAAUUGGAAAUAAAAAUUGGUGAACUAACAGUUCCUGGAACCCGAUUCCCACUUAAAACUGCAUUUGACCCGGAUGUGGGCAUGAACGCCCUGCAGAACUAUAAGCUCAAUUCCAAUGACUAUUUCUCCUUGGCUGUGAACAGCGUCAUCGAUGACGCCAAGUACCCAGAGCUAGUGCUGGAGCGAGCCCUGGAUCGUGAGAAAAAGGCAGUCCAUCAGCUUGAUCUCAUUGCCUCUGAUGGCGGAGACCCUGUGCACACCAGCAAGUUGUGCAUCCAGGUGAUAGUCUCGGAUGCAAAUGACAACCCACCUGUGUUUACCAAGCCAGAGUACCAUGUCAGUGUUUUGGAAAAUGUGCCAGUGGGCACCCGGCUGAUCACAGUGAACGCCACUGAUCCUGAUGAGGGAUUCAAUGCUCAAGUGUCCUAUAUUCUGGAUAAAAUGCCUGGGAAAAUUGCUCAGGUUUUCCAUCUCAACUCAGUGACCGGAGAUAUAUCAAUAUUAAAAAGUCUUGAUUAUGAGGACGCUGUGUUCUAUGAAAUCAAAAUUGAAGCACAAGACGGACCAGGUCUUUUUUCAAGAGCCAAGGUUCUUGUAACGGUUCUGGAUGUGAAUGACAACGCCCCGGAAGUCUCAGUCACUUCCCUCACAGGCUCGGUCCCAGAGGAGGCUCCCGCUGGAAGAGAAAUCGCACUUAUCAAUGUACACGACCGAGAUUCUGGCCAGAACGGGCAAGUCACAGUUUUUGUCCUAGGAAAUCUGCCCUUUACUCUAGAAAAAUCAAUAGACCAAUACUACCGAUUAGUGACAGCCAGAUCUUUGGAUCAUGAGGAGGUGUCCCAAUAUAAUAUCAGUCUAAGAGCCACGGAUGGGGGAAGUCCACCAUUGUCUACAGAAACUCAUAUCACUCUGCAUGUGUCAGACAUCAACGACAACCCUCCUACAUUCACGCACGCCUCCUAUUCAGCCUAUAUCCCAGAAAACAAUGCUAGGGGAGCCUCCAUCUUCUCUGUUACAGCACAGGACCCAGACACUGACAAGAAUGCACAAGUCACUUACUCACUGGCUGAGGACACACUUCAGGGGCUGCCACUGUCAUCCUACAUCUCCAUCAACUCCAACACUGGUGUCCUGUAUGCUCUUUGCUCCUUUGACUAUGAGCAGUUUAGAGACCUGCAAUUACAAAUAACAGCUAGAGACAGUGGGACCCCUCCACUGAGCAGCAACACAACACUGAACCUAUUUGUGCUGGACCAGAAUGACAACACACCUGAGAUCCUGUAUCCGACCCUCCCAGUAGACGGUUCCACAGGGGUUGAGUUGGCACCCCGCUCUGCAGAUCCUGGAUACCUGGUGACCAAAGUGGUGGCAGUAGACAAAGACUCAGGACAGAACGCCUGGCUGUCCUACCGCCUGCUCAAGGCCAGUGAGCCAGGGCUCUUCUCAGUAGGGCUGCACACAGGAGAGGUACGCACUGCUCGGGCCCUGCUGGACAGAGAUGCUCUCAAGCAGAGCCUGGUGGUGGCCGUGCAGGACCACGGCCAGCCUCCUCUCUCCGCCACUGUCACGCUCACCAUAGCAGUGGCUGACAGCAUUCCUGACAUCCUGGGGGACCUGGAAAGCAUCCAUACCCCUGCUAACCCCCAAAAUUCAGACCUGACACUCUACCUGGUGGUGGCAGUGGCUGUGGUCUCCUGCAUCUUCCUGGCCUUUGUCAUUGUGCUGCUGGCCCUUAGGCUUCGACGUUGGUACUCAUCACGCCUACAGGCUUCAGGAAAUGGAUUGGCUGGCAUACCAGCCUCUCACUUUGUGGGUCUAGAUGGGGUGCAAGCUUUCCUGCAGACCUACUCCCAGGAAGUUUCACUUACCGCAGGCUCUCGGAAGAGUCACCUGAUCUUCCCACAACCCAACUACGCAGACACGCUCAUCAGCCAGGAGAGCUGUGGGAAAAGCGAGCCUCUUAUAAUACCUCAAGAUUUACUUGAAACGAAAGAAGACCCCACGCUGCCUCAGCAAGCCCCGCCCAACACUGACUGGCGUUUCUCUCAAGCCCAGAGACCCGGCACGAGCGGAUCCCAAAAUGGUGAUGAAACUGGCACCUGGCCCAACAACCAGUUUGAUACAGAGAUGCUGCAAGCCAUGAUCUUGGCCUCUGCCAGCGAAGCUGCUGAUGGGAGCUCUACCCUGGGAGGGGGCGCUGGCACCAUGGGUCUGAGCGCUCGAUACGGACCCCAGUUUACCCUGCAGCACGUGCCUGACUACCGCCAGAACGUGUACAUCCCUGGCAGCAAUGCCACGCUGACCAAUGCCGCUGGCAAACGAGAUGGCAAGGCUCCAGCAGGUGGUAAUGGCAACAAGAAGAAAUCGGGCAAGAAAGAGAAGAAGUAAUAUGGAGGCCAGGCCUUGAACCACAAGGCAGCCUCCCUCCCCAGCCAGUCCAGCUCGUCCUUACUUGUACCCAGGCCUCAGAAUUUCAGGGCUCACCCCAGGAUACUGGUAGGAGCCAGGGCCAUGCUCCCCGUUGGGAAACAGAAACACGUGCCCAAGCCAACACCCCCUCUCUAUACCCUAGGGAGUUGAAUAUGCAAAGAGAGUUCUGCUGGGACCCCCCUAUUCAAUCAGUGAUUGUACCCACAUGGGUAGCAGGGUUUGUGUGUGUGGACAUACACACACACACACACACACACACACACAAACCAUGCCACACUCCCUUAGUUACAGCUGAACUCCUCCAUCUUCCAACCCAGGCAGGCUUAUCCAUCUCCUGCCGCCCUCUCCCCACCCCACCCACUCCUUCAGUCCCUCUCUUUGAGCAAGGUAGCUGGGCUGUUGGGGUGACCGGUGAGCUAAGCCGGCUCCUAGUUCUGAACGGUAGGGAGAGUAUUACAAUCUUUUGGCCUCUCCUUCAGUUCAGCUUUCCCCCAAAGCAUGGUUUGGUACCAGUCUUCUCUUUUCCUUCCAGAGCCUGAGACCAAUGCUUAAGUUUUGGGGGAACAGGCACCCUCCCUCUGGUACUGAUGAUGCUUGCUGGAUUUUGGGAAGGCAUUUUGCUACUAAGCCUCUUUUCAAUGCCUGGGGACAACUAGUCUUUUGUUUUUCAUUGUUUGAUGUUCCCACUGCAUGCUGUGACUUCCCUACACCUCAAAGAAGAGACUCCUUUGCAUGUCUGGAGACAGUAGGGGGUGGUAAACUAAAGGGAAGUUGAGAGUGUAUACUGCUGGGAGUGGGGCAGUGGACAAAACAGCCUGUUAAUAGGGUCUUGCAAGGGGCUCUGUAUGUACCCAGGGGACUGGCUCAAUCCUCACAUUCUAGCCAUAGACAAACACCAGGCCAGACCCCUCCAUUCUGGUUCAGCCUGGGCAGCUUGGGCUGAGCCACCAGGACCAAUGGAUUUAAGCUGACAUUUCAGUCCAAGACGACGACUUCUAAGUGAGUUUAAGACCAGAGAGGAAAGAGGGGCCUCUGUGGGUGCUGGGUACUCCAGAGGUGCCCUUGGUGGGAGGACCAGUGGUCUUAGCAGGAAGGGGGGCCCAGCAAGGUCAUUCUUGGACCCUGGGUCUAGUCCAGUAGCUAGAAAAAGGGACCAAGUGGCCAUAAAGUCCCAGCCAAUGAUGGGGCUUUUCCAGUGGGCCCCUGUAGACCUCAAGCCCCUGGCCUCCACCUUACCAGGUGCCAUUUCUUCUCAGAAGGCCACUGCCCAGGCCCCCAGGCCGCCCCCUUGUGGCCAGAGAACGGUUAAAGCCCCCCAGUGCCUCCUUGUGCAUAGAACUUCCUCUGCCCUAGCCCUUACAGUAGUGUAGAAGAUCCCCCUCCCCCGCUGGUGUAGAAUAGCCAAUAGUAUAGUGUGGUGUGCUUUUACGUGAUGGCGAGUGGGCAGCGGGCGGUGGGCUGUACACAGCCGUCUGUCCUUUGAAUCUCAAUCUGCCUGCGCGGCCCGUGCUGUGUUUUGUGCUGUGUCCACACGCUGCGGCGACCCCUCCCUGUACUGACUUCUCUAUAAAAAGCUUCUCUUCGCAUAGUCACGUAGCUCCUGCCCAUCCCCCUUCCGAUAUCUCUCGCAAGUUUUAUACUCUAAUAUUUAUAUGGCUUUUUUCUUCGAAAAUUAAAAAUAAAAAAAUGGUUUCUUCUGAAA